This is a messenger RNA of Cynocephalus volans (Philippine flying lemur), 3415 nucleotides long. RefSeq names its product NDRG family member 4 (gene NDRG4). The transcript has 17 exons. Gene Ontology annotation, biological process: positive regulation of ERK1 and ERK2 cascade; signal transduction. NCBI's taxonomy places the organism in Eukaryota, Metazoa, Chordata, Mammalia, Dermoptera, Cynocephalidae. Gene Ontology annotation, cellular component: cytoplasm. The record is from RefSeq and is a predicted model, not a curated record. Bases 245 to 1399 code for a protein of 384 amino acids.
AGCGGGAGCUCCCGCCACGCCAGCAGGCGGAGGCGGGACGCCCAGGGCGGCCGCCGGAUCCCAGCCACCAGGCCCGGCCCCGCGAGGCUGGCAGGGCGCCCACGGCCGCCACACCCACGUGGGCACGCCCCCCGCGGCGCGCCGCCCCCGGCCCAGGCCGCCGGCACCUGCACCCGCGCGUUGGCGGCGGCUCCGAGGCUCGGCCGCCCGCAUCACGCUCGGGCUCUUGCUCCACGACGUGACCAUGGCCGGGCUGCAGGAGCUGCGAUUCCCCGAGGAGAAGCCGCUGCUGCGGGGCCAGGACCUGGCCGAGCUGGAGAACUCCGACACCUUCCUCUUGGCUGCAGACACAGACUGGAAGGAACAUGACAUCGAGACACCUUAUGGCCUUCUGCAUGUGGUGAUCCGGGGCUCCCCCAAGGGGAACCGCCCAGCCAUCCUUACCUACCAUGAUGUGGGCCUCAACCACAAACUGUGCUUCAACACCUUCUUCAACUUUGAGGACAUGCAGGAGAUCACCAAGCACUUCGUGGUGUGCCACGUGGAUGCACCCGGACAGCAGGUGGGGGCGUCGCAGUUUCCUCAGGGGUACCAGUUCCCCUCCAUGGAGCAGCUGGCUGCCAUGCUCCCCAGCGUGGUGCAGCACUUUGGGUUCAAGUACGUGAUUGGCAUCGGAGUGGGAGCUGGAGCCUAUGUGCUGGCCAAGUUUGCACUCAUCUUCCCUGACCUGGUGGAGGGGCUGGUGCUGAUGAACAUCGACCCCAAUGGCAAAGGCUGGAUCGAUUGGGCUGCCACCAAGCUGUCCGGCCUGACUAGUACUUUGCCCGACACCGUGCUCUCCCACCUCUUCAGCCAGGAGGAGCUGGUGAACAACACAGAGCUGGUGCAGAGCUACCGGCAGCAGAUUGGGAACGUGGUGAACCAGGCCAACCUGCAGCUCUUCUGGAACAUGUACAACAGCCGCAGAGACCUGGACAUUAACCGGCCUGGAACGGUGCCCAAUGCCAAGACGCUCCGCUGCCCCGUGAUGCUGGUGGUCGGGGAUAAUGCUCCUGCUGAAGAUGGGGUGGUUGAGUGCAACUCCAAACUGGACCCAACCACCACGACCUUCCUGAAGAUGGCAGAUUCCGGGGGGCUCCCCCAGGUCACACAGCCAGGGAAGCUGACUGAAGCCUUCAAAUAUUUCCUGCAAGGCAUGGGCUACAUUGCAUACUUGAAGGACCGAAGGCUGAGUGGAGGAGCAGUGCCCUCAGCCAGCAUGACCCGUCUUGCACGCUCUCGCACGGCUUCCCUCACCAGUGCCAGCUCGGUGGAUGGCAGCCGCCCGCAGGCCUGCACCCAUUCAGAAAGCAGCGAGGGGAUGGGCCAGGUCAACCAUACCAUGGAGGUGUCCUGUUGAAGCCCUGGGUCCUGCUGAAGAUGCCCACCCGCCCACCCACAUCGAGGUCCCACUGCCAUCCCUGCGCUGGCUCAUUUUCCCUUUAGUUUAUUUUUGUGAGGGUGAAGGGAAGGAAAUGGGGUUACUUUCUUUUGUUUAAAAAAAUGAGGGGAUCCAUUGUAGAUGCCGCAGUGGAACAGUCUCCAGAAGAUUAGAGGAGCUCAUUCCUCCCCACCUCUAUCGCACUGAACGUGUCAACUUGGCUGUCUUGGACUCCCUAUGGCCCAGGCACAGUCAGGGCGGGGCUACGGGGGGUGGGAAGGGGAUGAGGUAAGGACAGAGUCCCUAUCUGGCUAGGAUCCAGGAUCAUUCCUGGAUUAAAGAAAGAGCAUGGGACGACCCUUUGGCAGGCAGGUGUGAAGAUGGGAUAGGGCUUUAAGAUGGUGGUUGCUGGGACAACAGGAGGACCGGGUCCAGCUCAGGCACUGGCGUGGGAGCUGGGAAACAGCUGCAGGGGGUGCUGGGAGGCCCCUUCCCCCAGCCCCUCCACCAAGCACACCUGUUUCUGUCUUGCGGUACAUGUGACAAUCAUCUGGACAGUAGCCACAAGGGGGCGAUCUGACCAGGCAGCCAUUUUCCUGGUGCUCUCUGGGCUGGGCUGGUGCUGUAGGCCCAGGCAGGCAGGGGCUGAAGGGGGAUUCUUUGCCCAAGGAAGACAGAAUAUAGAGAACACUGAGUGCAGGAACCCCACUGACUGUCCCUUCCGGUCUACACAUUCUCCCAUCUCCUGGCCCUUUCCCAUUUCUGAGCCAAGGUCUCCCUGAGGUAGAAGUUGCCUGGCCCUCUGUCUCCAUAGUGACCUGAUGGUGGGCUGAGGGAAACAGUUGAGACAGCCCGUAUUUGUUGUGUACACCCCUGAGAACUUCAUGGUGACUGCCUUUGGGAGCCAACAGGUGGCCAGAGGCAGGGGUAGCUGAGAGUUCCUGUAGACCCCCUUUUUGCCCCCAGGUUCCACAGAGGACAACCCAACAGCAGCAGCAUGGUAUUUCUAAGCAGAGCUUUGGUCAGCCUAUGCCCAUGUUUCCCUCAGGCAUCCCUAAGGAAGAGAGAGUUUAUUUGGAGAGAACUGGUCUCAGGCAGCAAGACUUCUGCAGUCCAUGUUCCCAUCUCAGCCUGCUGCAAUGGGCUUGGGCUGGAGCUUGCUGGGUCCUAACAGGGCAGGGGGGAGGGCAUGUGUGUGUGUGUAUGUGAGUGUGAAGGUGUGAAGGUUCUUGAAGUGAACAAGGGCCAGUUAAAGGAGAAAGGCUCCCUGUACAUCCCAGCUUGAAGUCCAGGACUGUGCCAUAUACUUCCCAUCUACCCACCUUAUCAAGUGGAAUCUCCCAGCCCAGAAACCAUAACCAUUUGUCUUGGAGCCUAAAUCAAUUGCCACCCCAAGACAGAGGGGAGAAAGCAAUGAAAAAAUAAAGGGCUGUGGAGAGGGAGGGUCGUGUGGGAGGUGUUCUAAGGCUGGGAGGACAACAACAUCCUUAUUUCUUCUGCACACAUCACCCCCUUCUAUAAUCUUAAGCCAUUACUAGCAUUACUAGACUGCUCUAGAGCCUGGUGGAGUGUUAGUCUGUCCCCAGUUCUAUUCACUCACGUGCUUCCUUUGAACAUUGAAUAUGACUGUUUGAAAGCUGGUAGAAUUAAUCCCUCUUACUGUAUACAUAGCACUGCGAAUCCUGGAUUUUUUUUUUUUCCUGCUGUGUCUUCAGAUGAGAUACCUAUAAAUACCUAUACAUUAUAUAUAUAUAUAUGUAUAUUGGGUCCUCCUGUGUGUAGUUUUCCAUCAGAGGUUCUGUUCUCUCUUCUUUGGUCAGGUGAACUUUUAAUGGAAUCUAUUAUUUUCAACUCUGUACAGAGCCUAAUUUUGUGUAUUCUGGUGGCUGAUGUCAUGAGAUUUUGAGACGACAAAAUGUAACACAAAUAAAAACCCUUGUCAGUAUAGAAAGAGUUAACUGUGCUAAAAAACUAAUAAAGAAACUGAGAAAGCGA